AUGCAGAGAGCGGUGCUACUGCUCUGUUGGCUGCCGCUCCUCAACCACUGCCACGCCGUACAUCCAGGUUGCUCAUGCGUUGUCUAUAGCAGCUCUGACAGACCUCAGGGUGGCACAUUUACAUCCCCUUACUACCCCAAACAAUAUCCGUCGAACAUCGAUUGCCUGCUUUACACUUUCGUCGGCCAACCUGACGAAAUCGUUGAGCUGUCAUUUCAUCACUUCAAUAUCCGUCGUGCCCGACCCGAUUGCAUGGGGGGCGAUUUUGUAAAAGUGUUUCUACAUUUGGAGACCACCGGUGUUUCCGAGUACACUCCAUGGUCUGGUGUACUUUGCGGUGAACUACGUGACAUCCCGCAAAUAUUGUACAGUUCGAGAUCUACGCUUAUUUUGGAACUUCACACCCAGGGACUUCCAUCGAAUACGACUGGCUCCGGCUUUUUCGGGAAUUUUCGGUUCAUCGACAGACGACUGUUCGAGACGGACGGUGUGCUGAUUCCGAGCACGAUGUGUGACCUCGAGUUUGUCAGUUCGCAGUCGUCGCCACAGUACGGACGAUUCUACUCGCCGCGGUACCCGUCCUCUUACCCAAAGAACAUCCGGUGCUUGUACCUCUUCCGGGCAAGAUUGAAGGAGAGGAUUCGAUUAGUUUUCGAGGAAAUCUCUCUACAAAAAGGAGACUUGAGUUGCCUGAAUAGGGCGGAUUUAAUCAGAGUGCACGACGGAACGGAUUCAGGGGCACCCACAAUAGCCGUGCUCUGCAACCAAGGAGCGGAAGUGGAAGUACUCAGCACCGGGCCAGACCUGUACGUCGAGUUCGUCGCUAAUUCCGAGUGGCCGGGCCAAGGAUUCAAGGCGAUGUUCCAAUUCCAGCCAUUGGACGAUGCACCGCAUCCUGAGCCGGACAAGGUCAUCCCAGGGGCCGUUACCGGUAACCCCAAGUACUCGGUCAUCGGACCAGCUGUCAGCGCUACCAGUAAGUAUAUCACUCUACGUCGACGAUUUAUUAUCUCUCUCAAUCAAUAA
Dufourea novaeangliae is the source of this 1026-nucleotide messenger RNA. RefSeq names its product cubilin-like (gene Sol1). The record is from RefSeq and is a predicted model, not a curated record. The transcript has 7 exons. NCBI's taxonomy places the organism in Eukaryota, Metazoa, Arthropoda, Insecta, Hymenoptera, Halictidae. Gene Ontology annotation, cellular component: plasma membrane. Bases 1 to 1026 code for a protein of 341 amino acids.